Messenger RNA from Periconia digitata, 1470 nucleotides. The record is from the annotation of a GenBank genome assembly. Lineage: Eukaryota; Fungi; Ascomycota; Dothideomycetes; Pleosporales; Periconiaceae.
AUGCGCAUUUCCCCAUCUGUUCUACAUGGCGUCCGCCGUCGUCCACUCGUUCCCUGCACUUCAUCAGCCCACUCGCGAUCUCUCCUUACCCUCGCUAUCGAGACCAGUUGUGAUGAUACCUCGGUCGCCAUCCUUCAACUGGGACAGCACGAUACGUCGCGCCGCACUGCCGCCCGCCUGCAUUUUCACAAGAAAAUCACUGCCAACAACUCCGCUUUCAAUGGCGUUCAUCCCCUGGUAGCUCUCGAAUCCCACCAGGAGAAUUUGGCCAAACUGGUCGCCGAAGCCAUCGAGCAUCUUCCCAGCCGGACAUCUGGCGUGACACUCCACUCGAAGCAGCUGCCAGACUUCAUAUCUGUAACCCGAGGCCCUGGCAUGCGAUCGAACCUGUUCACCGGUCUUGAUACAGCUAAAGGUCUUGCAGUUGCCUGGCAGAAGCCCCUUAUUGGGGUCCAUCACAUGCAGGCCCAUGCCUUGACCCCUCGUUUGGAAAAUGCAUUGGAUUUGGAGACCACAAUUGGUCUUGACUUUCACAAUCAACAAACCCAGGACAUCAGGUCCGUCGAUGUUCAACCUGAGUUUCCCUUCAUUUCGGUGCUGGCUUCCGGCGGUCAUACACUUUUGAUCCACUCUUCAGCCUUGACUAACCACCACAUCAUGGGAGGCACAGUAGACAUCGCGGUUGGUGAAUGUAUGGAUAAGAUCGCACGCACAGUACUUCCUUUAGAAACCCUCCAAGGGGCAAAAACUUCUAUGUAUGGUGCCGUUCUAGAAGAAUUUGUUUUCCCAACAGGAAGUCAUGAUAGCAAGGAUCCAACGUGCUCCAAAACUAUUGACUCAGGGCUCAGUGCUUCGGACUAUGUUCAACUGUACAAAACUCAAUAUGCAUACGAGGUGCCUGUCAACAACGAAUUGGCGCUAAAACGAAACAUCUCCAAAUGGGGAUGGAGUGUCAAUCAACCCUUGACAAAAGCAUCAGGUGGACUCAAGAACAACACGUUGGAGAUGAGCUUCACUGGCCUGACUACGGCUGUAGAGCGCCUAGUAAUGUAUAAGCGUGACUCAGACACCCACAAACUUACCAAAGAAAAGCGGCGGAUUGAGGAUGUUACUAUUGAAGAGAGAAAAGAUCUCGCAGAAUACUCAAUGAGAGCAGCAUUCGAACAUAUAGCAAAUCGUGUCCUGCUAGCAUUACAACAACGCCCCGCUGAAACCGUUGUCGUUGCGGGAGGCGUUGCCUCCAACUACUACCUCAGAUACAUUUUAGCGAGCACGCUCUGUGCCCGUGGUUAUGGGAAUAUAAAAGUUGUCUUCCCUCGACCCAAUCUUUGUUGCGAUAACGCUGCGAUGAUUGCCUGGGCCGGUAUGGAGAUGUACCUGGACGGUGCAAGAGAUAAUUUAGACAUUCGAGCUUUGCGGAAAUGGCCACUUGAUCAGCUUCUUUCACCACCCAAAGAGAAGACUACCUGA